This is a messenger RNA of Doryrhamphus excisus (bluestripe pipefish), 5166 nucleotides long. Its product is annotated as RNA-binding protein MEX3B. Gene Ontology annotation, molecular function: RNA binding. The record is from RefSeq and is a predicted model, not a curated record. NCBI's taxonomy places the organism in Eukaryota, Metazoa, Chordata, Actinopteri, Syngnathiformes, Syngnathidae.
ACCGCCGUGUGCUGGAGACGGAGCAGCGUGCGCCUGGCGAGACAAAGGCGGUGGAGCGAGUGGGGUCAGGCAGCAGCAGCAGCAAGGAGCCAAGCAGUAUCCCACUUUGUUGGGAGAGUUCAUAACAGCUAACCGCCACUCUCGGAUUCGAGCCAGCCUUUCCAGGCGACACUCACCACCAAGACCCGCUCAGGAAUAUGAGACAAGACGGCGUUCUCUUUAACGUUUUUUGAAACGUUUCUCUUUUACGCCCCCCUAGUUUUAGCCUCCUAAGCGGCUAACGCUGUAGCGCUAAAAAGGCUGCUGCUCCUCCUCUUCUUCUUCUUCCCGGUUACUUCUCAUCUUUCCCGCAACAACUUGGCGACAAGCGGAGGGAGUCGACAAAGUAAGGAUAAAAAGUGUGUGAGCUCACUCAACAAGCAGGCAUCCGUGAUCUGAUGUGAGAUCCACGGAGAGACUAUGCCUAGCCCUUUAUUCCACCCCGAGAUUAUGGACCACGACGUGGUGAUCAGCAGCCAGCACAACGGGGUUGGCCUGCCCCGAGAAACAGACCAAGAAUCCCGUGAUGAGGAUCACCAGGAGGUGCUCCGCUUUGCCCUGGACCAACUGUCACUCAUGGCCCUGGAGAAGGUGGACUGCGGGGGCGGAGGAGGCGGCGGACUGGUGGACACCAUGGACGGGACCCAGGCUCCCAGCUCCGAGGGUUGCAACGGCGGCGGUGGUGGUUAUGUGGAUCUACAGAUGCUCGACCACCCCAGCGGGUCUCGGGACUCGCCGACGUCUUGCUCCCCAUCCCCGGAGUACUACGGCUCGGGCGGCUACCACAUGUCCGGCUCCCACUCCAUGCUCCACGGAGAGCAAAGCUCCGUCCUCUGCAGCAGGAAGAGAAGCGUCAACAUGACCGAGUGUGUGCCUGUGCCGAGCUCCGAACAUGUGGCUGAGAUCGUGGGGAGACAAGGUUGUAAGAUCAAGGCGUUGCGUGCCAAGACAAACACCUACAUCAAGACCCCGGUCAGAGGUGAAGAUCCAGUGUUCAUUGUGACAGGGCGCAGGGAGGAUGUGGAGAUGGCCAAGCGUGAGAUCGUUUCUGCGGCCGAGCAUUUCUCCAUGAUCCGAGCGUCCCGAUGCAAAGCUGGGGGACCCGGAGGGGGAGGUGGUUCACUCCCCGGACCGCCACACCUCCCAGGACAAACAACCAUUCAGGUGAGGGUGCCGUACAGAGUGGUGGGCUUAGUUGUGGGACCAAAAGGAGCCACCAUCAAGCGCAUACAGCAGCAGACGCACACUUACAUCGUGACGCCAAGUCGAGAGAAGGACCCCGUGUUUGAGGUGACCGGCAUGCCCGAGAAUGUGGACCGUGCCCGGGAGGAGAUUGAGACCCACAUCACGCUGCGAACAGGAACCUUUGUGGACCUCCAGGGGGACAACGACUUCCACACCAACGGCACAGACGUCAGCCUCGAGGGCCUGGGCUCGCUCAGCGCCGGUCUGGGGGCGUCCCUGUGGUCCCGGGCCUCCAACCACCAUUCUGCGCCGCCACCCCCUCCGCCCUCUUCACCGCCCACCCUCCCCAUGUCCAUGAACCACUCCUCCGGCCGCAAGAUGUCCUCCUCUGUGGCCUAUCACACACACAAUGGCGGGAUUAGCUCAGACAACUUCAGUGGUGGACGCAAAGCCAAUGAGGGCGGAAGCCCCACCAGUCCUUUCAGCACAGGCUCCAGCAGUGCCGGAGGCGGCUUCACCUUUGGGGGAGACUCCACCCCAGGGCUCCCCACUUCCGAAGAACUUGGCUUUGAAUUCAGUGCUUCCAACAUCUGGGCACCUUUCGUCAAUGGUGGCGGCGGGGGUGGCAACAAGUCGGGCGGAUCAUCGCAGCAGCAACAGCCUCUACGUCGUAACAGCAGCGGCCUUAGUGGCGGUGCCAUGACUCCACGAUUGUCCCCAACGCUGCCUCAGGACACGGGCCCCCUGGACCACCCAUUAGCACGCCGUGCCCAAAGCGACCCCUUGAGCACGCUCUCCUGGCUCCAGUCCGGCAGCACCGCGGGUGGCUCCUUCUCUGGGGGCUCAAGCUCCAGCUCCGGCGGGUCCUCCACCGGCUACUCCUCCUGCUCGGCGUCCUCACUGCCUGGCGGCUCGCCCACUGACUCCGAGGGUGGCGGCAGCGGCGUAGGCCUCAGCUCCGGGAUGCUGAGUCGGCUGAAAGGCGGCUCUGGCCCUGGGGUGGCGGGGCUAGUCGGUGUCAACAGGGACUGUUUUGUGUGCUUUGAGAGCGAGGUGACCGCCGCCUUAGUGCCCUGCGGCCAUAACCUCUUCUGCAUGGAGUGUGCCGGCCAGAUCUGCCAGUCUGCUGAGCCUGAGUGCCCCGUGUGCCACACCCCCACCACACAGUGCAUCCGCAUCUUCUCUUAAUGGCGGCAAGAGUGUUGGGAGGGUGAAGCGUUGCUGAUGAAGAUUGGUCACACUAAUAACCUUGAAACACCCAAUGGACCAUAAUAAUAAUAAUAAUAAUGCAUUACUAAAGACAAUGAUGCCGAUGAAUAAUAAUAAUGAUGCUAAGGAUUUCUUUAGAGAGUGGUCUUCAAACUUGUGUCUUAUCUCUCUUCAGGCCUUCAUUUUGGACCCUCUCAUGUCUUCAUUCAGGCUUCUUCUCUCUCAGCCUUUUUUUGGGACACUUUUUGUACUUAGCAGAUAUUUUUCGACAAAGCUGUCAAACGAGGCCUGCACUUUUCUACUUGUCUCUUCAUGUGCUGUGCAAACUCCCAAUAACCCCCCCCCCCAAACCCCCACCCAUGGCGCUGUUCUUUACGACACAAAUCUGAUUGUUUUGGUUGCGACCACUCUGACUGAUGUGACCACGCCCUUUUUAGACGUUCACAGUGAGCACAUUGUCUGCUGCAUGGAAGCCCGGCUUGCGUUCAUUCAUCUUCAUUCACUGAGGAGAAACACCUCUGAGGUGCGGACACUCGGGCUGAUGACAAUCCCUUCACAUCCCUGUGUGUGUGUGUGUGUGUGCGUGCGUGCAUGUGUGUGCGCGCUUGCCGUGCUCUUGCGCACACCAUUGUGUGUUCUUACUGCCUGCUCUCCUUCACCUCCCCCACGGCGCUCUUAAAGGAAGGCGGCGGCCUAUCCACACGCCCCUCCCUCCUUCCCCAGUGCGCCCACAUCCUGUCUGUUACACUCCCAUGGGCUCCUUCAGUAUUUUCUGACUGCGGCGGCAUGUGGCCCCCGGUCGCAAGGUUCAAACACGCUAAUGUUUGCUCCAACAAGGUGAUCUUGUUCUAAGAACUUCCAUACAAUAAUUGGGGGCAGGGUCAAUUGAACUGUUUUUCAUACACUGUAGCCCCCAUCCCCCCGCCCCCGACCCCCGCCGCCUACCUGAACAUGACAAAAAGCAACAACUCUUGUUUUUAUUUUGGUCUUCCACCCUGUCACAGCAAAGCUGUGCGGCGUGCCGUGCAUCCAUGAAGCGCCGCGCCCCCUCGCCAUAUGUAGUGCACUAAUACGGACGCUUGUUUCGUCCUCUUGUUUUCCCUUUGAAACCCAGCGUGAGUUUGCAGUAACUGCCUCCUUUUUUAUAGUGUUAAUGUCUUUGUAUGUGGGUGACGUGGGGCCGCGGGAGCGUGCUGGGAAUGUUGCUCAUAGAAUGAGACAAGCCAUGACAAACUCAAUUAGAAUGACAUCCGAUUCUUUAAGGGCUUUCUCUCAGUGCACAGAUGUUUUUUUUUUUAAAUGUCCAAGCUCACACCGUAGGAAGAAUUCUCCUUUAUGGCAGCUAGUGGCGAGGUCAUCCAGGGCUUCCACACACAAACACACACACUUUGUGUUCCAAUCCCAGCAAGCUUUGGAAUGUUUUGCCUGUUGUUCGUCUUGGAAUGAGUUGUCACCUGAUGUUGCUCAGGGUGUCACCCGCGACUCACGAAGGCAGAAACCAUAGCAAAGCCACACUGAUGAAGGCGCCGUCUAGCUGGCGGCGGCUCGCCGUGUGUGUGGAGGAAGUGGACGUCUGUGUGCUUAGGCCACCUUAAAGCCCCUCUUAAAUGGAAGUUUGGAACAGUUGUUGUUGUUGUCCAGAUGGUCCCGCGUGGACUCUGGCGUGAUUUGUGGCCAAUGAGAAUGUCGGGCUUCAUGUACAGUGGUUUCAUUCAACAAAAAGGUACAGGCUUUUUUCAGAUUGACUGCUGAUUUUUAUUUUUUUAGCCAAAUGUAUCCCCAUCCCCCAUUUCCUUCCUAAAGGUUUGAAAACAGGGUUUCCUGAGGCAUGCUAGCCAGUGACCUCUGACCUUUUUCUUUUUUUGUGAUUUAGAGGGGGGGUGCAAAGAACCUCGCCAAUGAUGGGGGGGGAGAGGCAGACUCCACUCAAGCCUCUGCUCCCCCGUUUUUGUUUUUGCUUUAAUUCUCUUUGUACGCUGAACCAAAAUGUAAACGUCAGCAAAGCAGGUGUGAGGCCUGAGCGCGUGUAAAUAUCCUCAACAAACAAUCAUUGGCAUCUUGUUUUCACAAGCAAAAGGACUUCAUUGAAAAUAAGUGUAGUUUGUCAUUAUUUGUAAGUUAACCAUCUGCAUGUCUUCAAGCCGCCUGGCGUUAGCUAAUUUUUAAGAUUUAAAGAGGAGAAAAGAAAAAAAAAACAAAAAACUUUUUACACAUUUUUAUUUUUUACAAUUUAUUUGCUUACCUAAAUAUCCCAGACAAUAAUGUGACCCUUUUUAUUACUUCAAAUUUAUUUUUUAUUUUCCAUUUUUUAAUUUUCAUUAUUUCCUGUGUACUACAUAUAGGCAAUUUAUAACAAAAUGAGAAAAUUAUUGAAGAAAAUUUUAAAAUUGAAAUAUAUUUUAUUUGAAAGUUUUAUGGACCUUUUAACCGGACACCGGGAAAAAUUGUAUUAUAUAAUUUGAACUGGUUUGACGGUUAUGAGAAAUGUAUCAAGAGUUUUAUUUUUUAUGCUUUUUUAAUAAAGUCUUUGGUUUGGUUUCAUUUUUUACUGUAAAAUGAUAAACAUGUUUCUUGUCUUUAUUUCUUGACGGCGCAGGUUGUGUAUUUGCCUGUUGGUCACGUGGUGGCAGAAUUGAUAAAGCCUUCAUUCAGCAGGGAUACAAAGCAAUCGAUGUACGUGCGAUUUCUCUGACUCGGUACCAUCGAAACAUUUGUAAAAUGUUAUAUAUUGAA